AUGCAACACCAACAGCAGCAGGUCGACACUGCCGAGUCGCCCUCAUCGUCCAAUAACACCCACCAUCUCAAUGGUGGUGGCACCCAUAAUCAACAACUGAGGGACAUACUAAACACUUCACCAGCAACCACCUCAACUACAACAUCAACAACAUCAACAACAUCAACUGCAUCAACAGCGUCAGCAAUGAUGGACCAACAACAACAACAAGACCACUUUAGAAAGGAGAGAAAGGAGCUGACCACAGCCGUCGCCUCAAGCCCUGUUUCAUCAAUGUCAAGGUCACACCUAAACAACAACACAAAUGGCAGUGGCAGUGGUAGUGGAUCGCACUCGUCACCAUUCUCCAGCUCCACACCGACACCUGGCGACAGAUCACCAAUUCAGACUACUGCCGCGCCAAUGCUCAUGACACCGGAUGUCAAGCGUGAGGCAGGCAUCGAUGAGUCGCACCUCAGUAGAUACCGUACGCCAGACGUCAACGAUGGCGACGACUAUGAUCGCAUGAGGAAGGAGAGAGAGCGAGCUGAAAGACACAAGGAGAGAGCCAAGUCUGAGUACCGCGACUCGUCCGACCGAGAGAGGGAUAGAGAUCAUAGAGACAGAGACAGAGAAAGAGGAAGAGAUAGAGAUAGAGACCACAGAGAUAGAGACAGAGACAGGGACAGAGAUAGAGAUAGAGAUAGGGAUAGAGAACAUAGAGAUAGAGAUAGAGAAAGAGGAGGCGAUGAUAUUAGAUCACCAUUGUCACCAUUAUCAAGAGCGGGCGAGUUGUACAAGGAGUCGCCAGACAAGAGAAGAGAGUCUAUUGGCAGCAAUAGAGUGGAGGUCGAGCAUACUACAGAGUCAGAGGGUGGCGUUGGCACCACCAGCAGCAGCGGCAGCAGCGGCAACCACCAACAAAAGAUCGCCGAGCUCGAGAGAAUCAUUGCCAAGAAGGAUGUGCUAUUAUCAAAAUAUAGAAAGACGUUGCUACAACUGAUUGAGGACAGAGCGGGCUCGGACGACGAGGCCAGAUCCAGGUCCAACUCAAGAUCAGUGUCGCGCGAACGCUCCAGGUCGAGGUCGGCGUCGGCUCACUCGCGCUCCUCGUCCAGACACUCGGACGCCGGCGGUGCCUCGGACCACGAGGCGCCUCGCCCGAGAGGUCGUCCCAAGAGGUCGUCCAUCGCCGAUCCAAGCAAGCAGGGAGCACACAACAACUACUCACACGAGGAGUUGAAGAGGAAGCAGCCAGACACUAGUGAGAAGGGCGAUGAGAGUCCAGCCAAGAAGAGGACGGGCUCCAGGAGGAACACGCUGUGGUCGGCCGAGGACGACGAGAUAUUCGCACGCGCCUACAACCGCCAUGGCAAGAGUUGGAAGACCAUUCACAGCAUGCUGCCUGGCAAGAGUCGUGAGCAAGUGCAAAGUCACGGUCAAUACUUAAUCAGGAUUGGCAAGCUGAAGGACUUGCACAAGGACGGAAGGAGGACCAGACAUCAGAAGAGCACGCCAACAUACAUGGGACACCAACUGCACCAGUCGCACGGCGGCCACCACGGCGGCGGCAGCAGGGACCACCACCAUCCAUCAAUGGGCGGCUCAUCAUCGCAGAUGCAACACCAUCAUCAACAACAGCAACUUCAACAACAGCAUCAGCAACAGCAGCAACACUACAACAUGUCAAUGCACUCUGAUUCGCACUCGGGCUAUCCCAACAACAGCAUCUACGACGCGCCCUACGACUCGCCCUUCACACCCGAGUCGCCAGGCGGCAACAGCAGGGACUACUACGAUGAUGACUAUGACGACGAUGAUGACGAGGUCAACAUUGGUUAA
Acytostelium subglobosum LB1 is the source of this 1821-nucleotide messenger RNA. RefSeq lists its product as hypothetical. The transcript has a single exon. The record is from RefSeq and is a predicted model, not a curated record. NCBI's taxonomy places the organism in Eukaryota, Evosea, Eumycetozoa, Acytosteliales, Acytosteliaceae. The coding region runs from base 1 to 1821 and encodes 606 amino acids.